Messenger RNA from Aureobasidium pullulans EXF-150, 833 nucleotides. Its product is annotated as kinetochore protein-like protein spc24. NCBI's taxonomy places the organism in Eukaryota, Fungi, Ascomycota, Dothideomycetes, Dothideales, Saccotheciaceae. The coding region runs from base 67 to 660 and encodes 197 amino acids. The record is from RefSeq and is a predicted model, not a curated record. The transcript has 3 exons.
CCGACGACAUCAACCACAAAGGCAUCUAUACAACACUUCGCCCACUUCAUCGCAUUACCCGCAAUCAUGGUCCUCUUCGAUGAAGAUCCCGUCACUCUCAUCCGCCAAACAACACGCAACUUCCACACCGACAGCGACCUACAAGCCAUCUCGCGCAUAACAUCCUCCCUCUCUACCCUGCGUAGCGCCCGCAGCCUCCGUCUAAACGCCCAACAAACACAACUCUCCCAGCUCUCGCGAAAAGCCCACCACCUACGCACAACCCACGAUGCCGACAUCUCGCGCCACGAUCCUGCCGCUCACGCCUCUGAUAUCUUAGCCUUGGACACUGAAAAGUUCCGCGUCGCAAAAGCUGCAAACGAGCUAGAAAUUGAAGGCGAAAAAUUGGGCUCAGAAGUCUACGGUCUGAAAAAGCAAUUGCAAAGAUUGGAAGAACAAGGUGAUGAGGUCGAAAGUGCUGAAAACAAAGCAGAAGAUGAAGUCGUAUUAAAACUAGGCGUCUACCGCAGUCUGGGAAUCGACGCAGAACAAGACCACAACACCGGCGAUUUCACCCGUGCAGUUAUUAGAAAUACAGCAAAGGGAAACGUCAAUGUCGUCAAUCUGGGAUCAAAAUUCGACCGCUUCUUUUAUGCAAACCACUUUUGGAACAGCAUGUAGAAGAGGGAGGAGAGCCAACGAAGCUUUGUUUUCGGGUUCAAAGGCGUUUUUGGUUUUGAUCGGAUUCCUUGUAUAUACCCACGUUUUUCUCACGGUUUAUGACCUUUCUUCUUCUGUUCAGUCAUCCCAAGAGCAUGUGGUUAAUAGACAGAAUUCAUCUCUUUUGCUCUCCC